AUGACCCACUUCGUCCCCAGUGGCGUGAUCGAGAAGGCGUCACUUCACGACAUGAUUUACGCAGCGUGCCCGCAAUGCUUUACAUCCAUGACUUUGCAGUUGACAUCGAGUGGACGACCAGGUACCGAAGUAGUGCGAGUACAAUGUUCGUCCUGUAGCAGAUUAAGUACCCGGGACGAGUUGCAAUUCAAGUACCGACUGAAGCUCCAGCUUCAGUUUGGAGUAACGAUUGCCGACGCCAUGAUGUUCGACGAAGUGGCGGAAUCGCUGCUUGGGGUCCCAGCUUGGCGGAUGAAACGCGAACUGCUCCCCCAGUACCCAAACUUGCCUGCAGUGCUAGAACAAUUACUGGUCGGACUGCGUGUGUCCUUUUCUUACCAGCAGCCACCUCCCAAGCGUACUGCCAAGCAAGGACUGUUCACGCGCGACCUCAAGAUCAUGAAGAUCGAGCCACUGCUGCCGCAGCUUCUACCAGAGCCAGCAGCACUAUUCGCUCUCAAGUUCCUGCAACAGCACUCCAGUGCUGAUCUCGUUCAUCCCUAG
Messenger RNA from Peronospora matthiolae, 543 nucleotides. Lineage: Eukaryota; Oomycota; Peronosporomycetes; Peronosporales; Peronosporaceae. The record is from the annotation of a GenBank genome assembly.